AUGGCAUCUCCAGUACUGCUGUUGCCUUCCUCAGAUGGCUUUGAUUUCGACGACUCAGAAGCCGAAGAGGGCGUCGACCAGCUCUACUCCGACACAGAGGACGAUGGCACCACACCGAAAAAGAGUGCCGUAAAAUCAAACAGACCUGUCGGCGACACGAUUCUCCCCCAGCAAAGGCUAGAGAACAUCAUACAGAACGACGGAGUGACAGGAAGCCUAGCUCUUUCCAAAGAGGCUUUGUUCUUGGUCUCACUAGCUGCGGAGGAGUUCAUCAAAAAGCUUGCCCGAGCAGGCAGGCAGCAAGCUGAUGCGGGCAGAAGGAACCUAAUCCUCUACCGUGAUAUGUCAAUGGCGACACAGCAAUAUCAAGAGUUCAUGUUCCUACGCGACACGAUACCUUGCCCUAUAUCAAUUGUGGAGGCCCUCCAGCUGCGAGAAGCCAAGGAGUUGGAAGCUAUUGAAGCGGACCCAGCCAUGGUGGGCGCACCCUCAGUCGGACCCUCAGCGGCGCCAUCUAUCGUUGCUGCCUCAGCCACCCCCUCAGCUGUUCAUUCAGACGACCAGAGUAUCUCCUUCGUACCAAAAGCCAGCUCCAAAGAAAGAACCACCACAAAUGGCAGGUCUCACAACGGUUCUUCAAGCCGAUACGAAGAGCGGUCAUCAUCCUUGCAAAUUGACGACGUAUCUCAAAGGAGCGCUUCUCGUACCGGUAGUAUAGAUCCCGUUCCCGCUGCAUCGUCGCUGCGCUCUAGGAGACCUGCAGGAGACGAAAGGUUGAGUUCCAAAGCGCCGUCCCCGUUACCAUCAUCAUCGCGCAAUAACUCAGUUGGCCUCAACGGCCACUCUCACACGACCACCCCAGCACCAGCAGGUGAAGACGGUAUCAAGAUCAAACAGCAGUCGCCUCCGUACGAUCCCCAACGGAACGGCAACAACUUGCUCGGGCCAGGGCAACCGCCGCCGUUGGCAGGACCUGCUAGCGGGUUUCUUCAAGAUACCAAGGGACCAUUUGUUCGUGGUGGGCAAAUUCCUGGCAGGACUAUAUACUCACAGGAUCGUCCCCCACAGUGA
Messenger RNA from Pleurotus ostreatus (oyster mushroom), 1071 nucleotides. RefSeq lists its product as uncharacterized. Gene Ontology annotation, molecular function: protein heterodimerization activity. NCBI's taxonomy places the organism in Eukaryota, Fungi, Basidiomycota, Agaricomycetes, Agaricales, Pleurotaceae. The transcript has 5 exons. The record is from RefSeq and is a predicted model, not a curated record. Gene Ontology annotation, cellular component: nucleus; CHRAC. The coding region runs from base 1 to 1071 and encodes 356 amino acids.